AUGUCCUUUUGCUAUGGCCUCGAAAAGGAAUGCAUUGUCGAUGAGGAGUCUGGCGCAACGACAAUUCAAACAGUAAUAACGGGUUGUUCCGAUCAAAACCCUCUUUUCAGCUUCGACGCCGGUCAAGCUUUUCUUGAAGCUAUAGGAGCCGCCGGUACUAAUAUAGCCGAUGUUGGUUGGCCAAAAUACUUGAGCGAUGAUUUCAUUGCCAUAGCCCCAACAACUCAAGCUAUGUCUUUAUUCUUUAUUCUUGGUACAGGCAUGGUCGGGUUAUCAGUUAUGUUUCGACUCGCUACUAUCCGCUACAUUUGGCAACCUCGACCACCCGUGCCUCCCACUAGUCUCGAGCCGCCACCCGACUACCCAGGCUUCCCUCGCUUCCCUGGCUUACCAGGCUACCCAGGCUACCCAGGCUCCUCUCUACCGGAUCCUCCGCCUCCAUCGACACCAAAGUUGCUCAUUGCCGUGACUAGUUGCGUUUUUCUUACCACUGGUUCAAUUAUUGCCUCCUUAAUUAGCAGCCAGUUUGUUGCUCUGCUCAAUCGAAGCGGAAACCCCACUAUCUCGGCUGGAUCUAGCAGCAACUUUCUCGGAAUGGCAUGGGCGGCUACAGUCAUUCAAAUAAUACUCACAAUUGACAUACUAGUGGCGAUCUUACGUUACCGAGCUCGUCAUUGUCGCUGUGACUGGGAGGAACUACCAGGAGAACCAGGCGUGGAAAAGUAA
This is a messenger RNA of Penicillium nucicola, 726 nucleotides long. RefSeq names its product actin cortical patch SUR7/pH-response regulator pali. The record is from RefSeq and is a predicted model, not a curated record. Lineage: Eukaryota; Fungi; Ascomycota; Eurotiomycetes; Eurotiales; Aspergillaceae. The coding region runs from base 1 to 726 and encodes 241 amino acids. The transcript is spliced from 2 exons. Gene Ontology annotation, biological process: fungal-type cell wall organization. Gene Ontology annotation, cellular component: cell cortex of cell tip; plasma membrane.